Punctularia strigosozonata HHB-11173 SS5 is the source of this 696-nucleotide messenger RNA. RefSeq lists its product as uncharacterized. The record is from RefSeq and is a predicted model, not a curated record. Lineage: Eukaryota; Fungi; Basidiomycota; Agaricomycetes; Corticiales; Punctulariaceae. The transcript has 5 exons. The coding region runs from base 22 to 696 and encodes 224 amino acids.
CUUACAGCGAUCCCCCUGGCAAUGCACAAUCGUCGCGCGUCAACGCUUCGGAACUUUCCAAGACAAUCUGGUGCUCACUCCUCAGAUGAACUUGGACUCCUCAGGGAAACAACUGGAGAGACUCUCGAAGAGUCCUUGAGAAGACAACUGACGGAGAAAGAUAGAGAAAACGACAGGCUCCGGACGCAGAUACAAACUUUGCAAGUGCAGCUGUCACAAAGACCUGCCAUGGAAACUAUUCAGGAGAUGGAGAAGGAAUAUAAUAACUUGGAACUCUUACUCCAAGGCACCCAACGAGAGAAUGAACGAUGUAUGGCAGAACUGGAAAGAGGGAAGGCACGGGAGAAGAUACUUGAACAAGCGCUCUCGAAGGUCGCAGGCGAGAACUGGCAGUCGUCACUUGAUGUCUCUCCGGUAGGAACUUCGGCUUUUGCUGCUCGUUUACAUCAACACGAGCGGUCCAAUUCGGGAAAUACUUCCCUACCUAUUCGAUCUGCUUCGCCUGCCAAAGAUAGCCCCGACAUGGCGACAGAUCCCGCUGAAGUUACGGCGCAAAUUGAGCAGGUUCGUAUGCUAAUUCUUGGUAUGGAGCAGCGUCUCCAGACACGGGAGGAUAUGCUUAUCAGGAAUAUGGAACGGGCCGAAACAGAAGGAAGGAAGUUUGAGGAGCUCAAACGCGAGCUGCAAGCGCAGUGA